CUCUCCCCCAUGAGCAGCAGCCCCGCGGCUGCCGCAGCAGCUGCAGCUGCCUCGGUCGGGGGGAUGCCCACCGGCCUCUCUGAACAAGGUGCCGCCGCCGCUUCUUCUGCUUGUCUCAGCGUCCCCGGGACGGUCACCAUGGCCCCUGCUCUUCUGACCAACGGGAGUGUCCAGAGCCACCUCCCUCCGGCCGCCAGCAGCGCGCUCCCGUCAACGCUGAGGAGCACCCCGGUGUCCCUGAACACGAAGGCCCCCAUAAGUCUUAGCUUGGUGACCGCUACGUCCCAGCCCCUGGUGAAGACGGCCCCCUUGGGGACCCUGGUGACCAAACUGGCUACUGUCAAUACCGUCCCCAAGACUAACAGUGGUCCCAGGCUGCCCGCUCCUCAAAUUGUGGCCGCAAAAGCCCCAAACACAACUACGAUCCAAUUGCCUGCCAAUUUCCAGCUUUCACCUGGAACUGUUCUAAUAAGAAGUAACAGUGGUCAGCUGAUGUUGGUGUCCCAGCAAGCAUUAGCUCAAGCUGAAACGCCAAGCCCUGUGAAUGUAAGAGCAACAGUGCCAUCAAGUACCCAUGCAGUCAAAAUCUGUACUGUGCCGAACUCUGGUACACAAUUAAUUAAGAAAGUGGCAGUGGCUCAGGUCAGAGCAGUGGCUCCAGUCACGGCAGUGGCUCCAGUCAAGGCAGUGGCUCCAGUCACAGCAGUGGCCUCAGUCACGGCAGUGGCUCCAGUCACGGCAGUGGCCUCAGUCAAGGCAGUGACACCCAUUAAGGCAGUUGCUGCUCCUGUGAAAACUGUGGCACAGUUAGGAAGUACUGUGGUGACUUCCUUCCAGAAACCUUCCAUAGUACAGUCUGUGGCUGCACCAGCCAAUGUUGUCACAGUUACUUCAGUGCAGCCUUUGAAUACUGUAACUGCUCUGAAGCCUUCAGUUAUUGGAACACCAGCAACCCCCUCCCAAGAAAGCACCCAGAAAAUUGAGGCCCCAGCAGCUGUACAGCCUAGUAUCUCUGUGGAAAUGUUGGAGAAUGUGACAAAAUGCAAGAACUUCCUUGCAAUGUUGAUAAAACUAGCAUGUGGUGGAUCUCAGUCCCCAGAAAUGGGGAAGAAUGUGAAGAAGCUUGUUGAAAACUUAUUGGAUGCAAAAAUUGAACCAGAGGAAUUUACCAAAAAAUUAUACAUUGAACUCAAAUCCUCACCUCAACCACAUCUUGUCCCUUUUCUAAAGAAAAGUGUGACUGCCUUACGACAGUUAAUGCCCAACUCCCAGAGCUUCAUUGAGCAGUGUGUUCAGCAAGCUUCUCCCCAGGUCGUCAUUCCUACGUGUGCCACAGCCACUCAUCUCCCCCCUGUUGUGACCACAGCUAUUUCUUCAAUCCACACAGAAAAGCCCCUCCUUGUUUCUGCAGCACCGACAGCAGGCACUGUCUCCAUUCAGACUGCAAGUCCUGUGGCUGGACCGGGAGGCGUUGGAGUUGUUGCCCUUCACUCUGCAAGCCCUCUUACUGGAGCUGGAGGACCCACAGUGGGAGCUGUUGCUGUCCACCCUGUAAAUCCAGCUUCUGUUCCAGGGGGUGUGACUACCAAAGCUGUCUCACUCCAUACUGUAAGUUCAACCACUAGUCCAGCUGGAGUAACAGCUGGGACUGUCUUCCUUCAACCUACAAAUACAAAGCCUCUCGUGACCUGCGGUGCUGCUACAGUAGCAACUGUCUCACUCCAGCCUGAAAAACCCCUUAUCCCCGGGGCAGCAGUAACACUGUCACUUCCAUCAACGAAACCCACUGUGUCUUCUGGAGAAGUUGCGGGACCAUCUAUUUCUCUUCCAACCUCAAAGCCAAUUGUGAAUUCUGGAGUAGCCACAUCUGCCUCUGUAAAGCCUGUCAUUGGGCCUCCUAUUCAUAUCAAACUUACACAGCCUGGUUCCUUCCUUUCACAACCAGCCACUACUCCACAAACUCUGAAAGUCAAACAGUUAGUAGUACAACAGCCUUCUGGAGGCAUUGUCAAACAAGUGACUGCCCUACCACAUUCCUCAGCCCUGACCAUUCAGAAAUCUGGACAAAAGAGGAUGCCCCUGAACACAUUAAUACAAACAAAUCAAUUUCCUUCAGCUUCCAUUCUAAAGCAAAUUACCCUGCCAGGAAAUAAAAUUCUGUCGCUUCAAGCACCUCCUGUUCAGAAAAACAAAAUAAAAGAGAAUGGAACAACAUCCUUCAGAGAUGAAGAUGACAUCAAUGACGUCACUUCCAUGGCAGGAGUCAACCUCAGUGAAGAAAAUGCCUGCAUCUUAGCAGCAAACUCUGAGUUUGUCGGCACACUGACUCGUUCUCAUAAAGAAGAACCAUUCCUUUUUACGGGGGCUCUCCAGAAGAGAAUUUUAGACAUUGGUAAAAGGCAUGACAUUAUGGAACUUAACUCUGAUGUUGUGAACUUGAUCUCACAUGCUACACAGGAGCGAUUACGAGGCCUUAUAGAAAAACUGACUAUAAUUGCUCAGCAUCGAAUGACAACCUGCAAGGAGAGUGAAAAUUAUGUCAUGUCUAGUGAUACCAGAUCACAACUUAGAUUUCUUGAGAAGCUGGAUCACAUUGAAAAACAGCGAAAGGAUGAAGAAGAACGAGAGAUGUUACUCCGAGCAGCUAAGAGUCGUUCUAAUAAAGAAGAUCCAGAGCAGCUGCGAUUAAAGCAGAAAGCCAAAGAGAUGCAGCAGCUAGAGUUGGCACAGAUGCAGCAAAGAGAUGCCAACAUCACCGCUCUUGCAGCCAUUGGACCAAGGAAGAAGAGAGCACUGGACUCUGUUGUUGGAUCUGGAAUUGAGGGUUUAAAUGGAAAUGCCCUUGCCUCAGGGUCAUCCAGCCUGACUGUCACCAAACAAUUAUUUCGCCCAAGAAUUACUCGAGUCUGCCUCAGGGAUUUGAUAUUCUAUAUGGAACAAGAAAAGGGGAUGAAAUACUCUCGAGCCCUGUACCAUGCUCUUCUGAAGUGACAACUCCACCUUUCCAUCCAGACCCUUGCUACGUACUGCCAAAGAGGAUGCCGAAAGCAUUGCAGCCCUGUCCUGAUGACAUUAAUGGCCAUUUCUGGAAGAUAAUCACAAUUGAGGAUAACCUUUGUUUACUUUUGUGCUUUUAUUAAAUACCUCCCUAAGCACCUGUAGAGUUUUUAAUAAAUAGAGUUCAGCAUUGUUUUCUGUUCACUUGGUGAGUUGUAGGUGAGCACAGAAAUAGGCACCUACCUACCUAUUUGUUUAACUCUUACCUGCAAGUCAAGAACCUGUCUGCUGCUACUUGCUUCAUUAGCACAAACCAAGUUUGUUCUACGUGUAGUGCCUUUCCCUAAUCCAUAUUUAAUUUGGAGGUGGUGGAAAGAAGGAAAGGGAUAUAUCGUGAUGAUGCUUAGCACGAAAAAUAUAUUUAAACAUGAGCAGUUUGGGGUCGCUAUGUUAAUGGUCAACAUACCUGGCUCAAGUAAGGUUCAGAGUUCCUUGAGUUGGCCUUAGUAGUGCUGAGCUAGAAUUAGAAGCUGUGUCCUACAACUUAAAGGUGGCAGCAAGCAAACCACCAAUGACUUGGAUCUCUUGUCUCCCAGAGAUGUCAAAACAGAGACAAAUGGGGAUUGUUUAUGCCCGAGGUCACUGUUCUCCGCCUCACACCACCACUGCUGUGUUUUCGAGGUGAGGGGACAUCCUUGUCAAGGAAACCUUGAAAUGGAAGCUGCUAAAAUACCUCAUUGGGAAAGGAAAAACACAGGGGGCAUUAUUAGGAAUGGCAGGGGCACUGAGUUCAAACAGAAAGAAGGGAAAUGAAAAUAGGGUAAUAAAACAGAAAAUGUACUGUGUGCGCCCAAAGGGAAAUACUGAGACUCCAAAGUAACCUGCAUGUGUUCUUCUGGAGGAAAAGGGAAAAAAUACACAUGUAACCUACAUAGAAAAGAAAAUAUAGCCAGCACUUCCACAGUAUCCACUGUCCAGAAGAAGGUUGGUUUCUUUUACCCUAAGAGAGAGAGGUUCUUGUAAAUCAUUCUCUCUCCCGUGUCAUCUUCAUUCUCCUGAAUUUAAAGCCUCUAAUUGCAUCGGAAGGCUUCUUUGGCAAUGACUGAGUUUUGAAGAAGAAACAAAUGAACAAGAGGACCUAAUUUUGACUGAUUUCCAUAUACUUGAAGGAUGAUUCCGGGAUUCCAACAGUGUGGCCACACUUCGGAAGGGUCUUUGCUUAGCAAUUGGCAUGUGUUUGAAUAGCCAUGGAACCUGUUCCUGCUUUGCCAAGUAAAACUCUGGUUUUUUUGUACUGGAAUUUCAUCUUCCUGGUUCACCACAACUGAAUGUGGCUGGCACACACUCAUAGGAAAGUAAUAAUUAUGACUGAUUAGAGUCACAUGAGGGAGAGAAAAUGAGCUUCCUCAGAAUGUUUAAAAUGUGAAAUGCCAGGGACUCCUAGAAAAAUAAUUCCAAAAAUAAAGCUCAAAGCUGUGUUACUUUUUAAUCCCAUUUCUCCCCAUUGGGACUAUUGCAGCCAUGUACUGCAUUGUAGUGAGUUGCAAAUUGGCCACAUUUUUUUUGUUUGUUUGUUUCAGCAAGUUAGUAAAGAAAUGCUGUAAAUUAUGUAUAUAAACAUAUGUAAAAAGGCAGUACUUUGAGGGGAAAAAAACAAACAAACCUAUAUUUGCAAGAUACUGACUGACCACAUCUGAAGUUGUUUUGUAUAAUUAAA
Dromiciops gliroides (monito del monte) is the source of this 4714-nucleotide messenger RNA. RefSeq names its product TATA-box binding protein associated factor 4b (gene TAF4B). The coding region runs from base 10 to 2991 and encodes 993 amino acids. Gene Ontology annotation, cellular component: transcription factor TFIID complex. Lineage: Eukaryota; Metazoa; Chordata; Mammalia; Microbiotheria; Microbiotheriidae. Gene Ontology annotation, biological process: transcription initiation at RNA polymerase II promoter; DNA-templated transcription. The record is from RefSeq and is a predicted model, not a curated record. The transcript has 15 exons. Gene Ontology annotation, molecular function: RNA polymerase II general transcription initiation factor activity; protein heterodimerization activity; DNA binding.